Molecule: messenger RNA, 1141 nt
Organism: Canariomyces notabilis
Lineage: Eukaryota; Fungi; Ascomycota; Sordariomycetes; Sordariales; Chaetomiaceae
Product: glycoside hydrolase family 13 protein
Exons: 7
Coding region: 176-1096 (306 amino acids)
Source: RefSeq, a predicted model, not a curated record
GUUUGUGGGGAAGGAGUGGUGAGUGCAUUCAUGAGCAAGGGCGAAAGAUAUUGACGAGGAGCUGGGGAACUACGACUUUCUAAUGUUUGCAGACAUCGACCACAGCCACCCCGAAGUCAGGGCAGACCUGUUUCGCUGGGUUGAGUGGCUUCCACGGCAGGUAAAACUCGGGGGCAUGCGUCUGGACGCCAUCAAGCACUACAGUUUCGAGUUCCUGCGCGACUUUGUAUCGCACGUCGAUGCGGCUGUUGAUCCUGACUGGUUUCUCGUCGGCGAGUACUGGAGAGAAGACUCCGAGUUUCUUGCUGCUUUCAUCGAGUUCAUGAAGCAUCGGAUCUGGCUGUUUGAUGUGCAACUGCUCGGGAACUUUAGCAAACUGUCGUUGCUGGAGGAAAAGGGGGAUUUGAGAAAGGUUUUGGAUGACUCCUUGGUCUUGUGGAAACCGGACAAUGCUGUGACAUUCGUUGUUAACCAUGAUACUCAACCCGGCCAGGCUCUUGAGACACCCGUCCUCCCAUUCUUCCUCCCCCUCGCCUACGCACUCAUCCUCCUGCGCGCCAACACCGGCCUGCCCUGCGUCUUUUACUCGGACCUCUUCGGCUCCAUGGGACCCCAACCCCACCACCACCACCCGCCCAACAACCCCAAUCAUCUUCAUGUUUCCACCCGCCCCCCCUGCGGCGGCCUGAUCAUCCCCAAACUUCUUCUCGCGCGCAAACUCUGGGCAUACGGGUCGCAACACGACUAUUUCGACGGCGACGACAGUGACAAGAACUGUGUCGGGUUCACGCGCCUCGGCCACCCGUCACGCUCCGGCGGCGCCGGGCUCGCCGUCGUCAUGACCAACGCCUGGCAGUAUGCGGUUAAAACAAUGUUUGUCGGGAAGCAGCAUGCGGGUGAGUGCUGGACGGACGUGCUCAAUUGGUGUCCGGGCCAUGUGGUCAUUGGAGAGGAUGGGUUUGCGGUUUUUCCCGUGGGUCCACGCAGUGUGGCUGUUUGGGUGAGCGCUGAGGCGCUGGGGAGGGGGGAGGUUGAUGAGUUUGUUUUCGAUGAUGAUAUAUACGGGUUCAACUCAGGCUGUGAUGGUAAGGAAUAAACGGAGGGGGUAUGGCAUGGAAGCUGCUCCGGCCGUGGCAGGGAU